UGUGCUGACAUGUGUAAACUUAACAAGUGUAAACUUUGUACUGUCGGGCGCAUGAUGCACAAAAUGACACUUUGAUUAAAAAAUACUUUGCCAUCUUUUUCGUCCUGGCGUGUGUAAUCGUUUGAUUAAAUUGUGGUUGCAGGUUAACAAUAGGCUGUUGCAACAGGCUGGUUUAUACAUGACUCGUAGCUUACAGUAGACAACUAGUGUACUACUUGGAAUACUAACUCAUGUAAAGUACGUCUGUUACUAUAGGUUUAAAACGUGAUCAUGGUAAUUUGGGAACUCCUUGAAAGUCACACGGCAGUGAGCACUGUUUGCCUGGGCGUCAUCGCAGUCACCAUUGUUGCACUGUUAAAACAACUCGCCACAGUAUGGCAAACAUUUCGAUACUUUCAAAGUUUUCCCGGCGAUCCAAAUUUUUCUCUAUUGUAUGGAAAUCUUCAUAAGCUUCCAAAAACAGGAGAAGCAAGAUUAGCGUAUGGACGAUACAACAUGGAUGUAAGACAUUCUAAAUUUGCACGCAUGUGGAUUGGUCCAUUUCAGCCCACAAUUGUCGUCUACCAUCCGGACACAGUAAAGGUGAUUCUAAAGUCAUCGGCACCGAAAUCCCGAGGGUUUGGACAUACUUAUGAGCACGCUAUACCAUGGAUCGGAGAAGGUCUGAUUGCAUCCAAUGGCGCAACAUGGGCUAGAUCCAGGAGACUACUGACCCCAGCAUUUUACUUUGAUGUUCUUCAGCAUUACAUCGAGAUAUACAACCAGGCUGCAGACAUUCUUUUUGAAAAGUUGGACAAACUGGCAGAAAGUGGAGAAAGUUUUGAUAUUUGUCCUCUCAUGACCCUAUGUACUUUGGAUGUAAUAUUGAAAUGCGCAAUGAGCUAUGAUGGCGAUAUACAGAGGUUGAGUGAGCACCCGUACGCACAGGCCGCCAGGGAACUUGUUCAAGCGUGGGCAACGAGAUCAAGAACUCCCUACUUGUGGCCAUCAUGGAUCUUUCGGCUUACAGCGAUGGGUCGUCAGUUCUAUAAAAACUGUGACUAUGUGCAUAAGGUAGCUGAGGAUAUUAUAGUGCAACGACGGCUGCAUUUGAACAAAGGUGUACAAGUCAAAAAAAGACAUUUGGAUUUUCUAGACAUUUUAUUGACAGCUCAAGAUGAGGACGGAAGUCCAAUGACCAAUUUAGAAAUAAGAAAUGAAGUGGACACAUUUUUGUUUGCUGGUCAUGACACCACUGCCACUUCCUUACCAUGGAUACUCCAUUGCCUUGUGCACAAUCCUAAAUAUCAAGUUCAAGUACAAAACGAGGUUGAUCUAUUGGGAGAUGGUUUUGUCAAGUGGGCUGAUUUAACCAAGCUAAAGACAUUAUCACUAUGUAUUAAAGAAGCAAUGAGGCUUUACCCACCUGUGCCGUUUAUCCAAAGAAAAUUGCACGAAGAUGCUGUGAUUGAAGGAAUGAAAAUUCCUCGGGGAACUAACAUUACCAUUGCCAUAGUACACUUGCACAGAAACCCACAAGUUUGGGAAUAUCCGGAUGAAUUUCAUCCUGAAAGAUUUGAAUUAGAAGACACAAAAGGGAGAGAUUCUUUCGCAUUCACGCCAUUUUCUGCUGGCUCGAGGAACUGCAUUGGUCAAAACUUUGCACUUAUUGAAGAGAAAAUAAUCAUAGCGCGGAUUCUCAAAAGGUACACUUUGGAGUCGGCACCUGAUGGUCCACCAGUAGCAAGAAGUGCUCAGGCUGUAUUAAAAAGUGAAAAUGGAAUUUGGCUUAAAAUCAAGAGAAGAGACUCCUAAUGCUAAAAGCGCGUCUUACAAUUGGUGUCUAUGAAACAAAUCUGUGUAAAAAAAUGUUACCUUUUAUUAUUCAUUGGAUUUUUGCAUUACUAUAAUAAUAAACAAAAUUAAAAUGC
Messenger RNA from Physella acuta, 1910 nucleotides. RefSeq names its product cytochrome P450 4A24. Lineage: Eukaryota; Metazoa; Mollusca; Gastropoda; Physidae. The record is from RefSeq and is a predicted model, not a curated record. Gene Ontology annotation, molecular function: iron ion binding; oxidoreductase activity, acting on paired donors, with incorporation or reduction of molecular oxygen; heme binding.